UAAAGAAAGCAAUGAACAUUUCUUCAAAUACUUCUUCUUUUAACAUGGUAUCACAGCUAAAAGCUCCUUGUUCUUCUUUUAUCAUUACUUGGUUACUGAGUUGGUUUUUCAAAUCUAUUCUGGAUUUGAAACUUUGUCGUUGGGUUCUCUUCUCUUGCAGAUUGGACUGUUUAUUCUCAAUUCUCAUGCCUUUUCUAAGAACUAUGACUCAUCCUACUGCUGCAAUGAUUGCCAAAGAGGCAAUAGACCAACCUAUUGUCAACCUUGAAUCUUUAAAACAGGUGAUAUUAAAUCUUCUUAAUGCCUCUACUACCUUAUCUGCUACUCUAGAUACAUUUGAUGAGCUCCAUGAUGCCUCUCCACAUGCUUCACCUGGUUCUACAGAAGAUGUUUUGCUUGUUGGUAAUGCAAUAGACAAUGCUGAGUCUUCUUCCCUUACCUUUUCUAUAUCACUUGUUGGAUCUAACUCUGUUGAUAUUGAGCCUGAAAAUGAGAUCCUUAAUCCACCUUUAAGUCAUCCUACUCGGAUCAAAACUUGGUCUGAUGGUUCCAUGGAGUGUUACAAGGCUCAUUUGGUUGCUAAAGGAUUUACUCAAGAAUAUGGGAUUGAUUAUGAGGAAACAUUUGCAACUGUUGCUCAUUUUACUUCAAUUCAUAGUUUGAUUGCUAUUGCUACUGCAAAAAGAUGGAAAUUGUUUCAUAUGGAUGUGAAAAAUGCGUUUCUAAAUGGUGAUCUUGCAAAGGAAGUUUACAUGAAACCACCUCCUGGACUUGAGCAUCCUCCAAACAAAGUUUGUUGAUUAAAGCGAGCUCUGUAUAGUUUGAAACAAGCACCUCGAGCCUAGUUUGCCAAGUUUAGUACCACCAUUAGUGAAUUUGGUUUUACUUCUAGUCCUUAUGAUACUACGCUGUUCAUAUGCAAGACUAAUCAUGGUAUGGUUCUACUACUUCUUUAUGUUGAUGACAUGAUCAUUACUAGAGAUGAUAUUUCAGGUAUUCAUGAUCUUAAGCAAUUUCUUAGUUAUAAGUUUAAGAUAAAAGGUUUUGGUGUUUUGAGCAUUUUCUUAAGACCUGAGGUCACCUCUUUUGAUGAUGGUUAUCUUUUCUCCCAAAUAAAAUAUGCUUCUGAUC
This is a messenger RNA of Rubroshorea leprosula, 1131 nucleotides long. NCBI's taxonomy places the organism in Eukaryota, Viridiplantae, Streptophyta, Magnoliopsida, Malvales, Dipterocarpaceae. The record is from the annotation of a GenBank genome assembly.